This is a messenger RNA of Mugil cephalus (flathead mullet), 784 nucleotides long. It is a transcript of the gene mrpl34, whose product is annotated as mitochondrial ribosomal protein L34. The transcript has 2 exons. Gene Ontology annotation, molecular function: structural constituent of ribosome; DNA-binding transcription factor activity. NCBI's taxonomy places the organism in Eukaryota, Metazoa, Chordata, Actinopteri, Mugiliformes, Mugilidae. Gene Ontology annotation, cellular component: ribosome; mitochondrial large ribosomal subunit. Gene Ontology annotation, biological process: regulation of DNA-templated transcription; translation. The record is from RefSeq and is a predicted model, not a curated record. Bases 114 to 491 code for a protein of 125 amino acids.
UUUCAUUGGCUCGAAUAUGAACCAAUGACGUUGCUUCUUGUUGGGAGACUGGCUGCAGUCCUGUGUGACAUUCACUGUUCACAUGUCAACUAUAUGCCGUUAAAUAUCUCAAAAUGAAUGUUAUUCUGUCGACUUUUUCCAGACUGGGUGCAAUAACACGCUUGAGUGGCAUUGCUACAGGAAACCUUCCAGUAAAUGGCACCGCUCACUUGAGGUCAUUCAGCAACUGGAUUGUGCCCAGAACUGCUGAAAGACCCGUGAUUUCCAGAUUGCCAUGUGUGCUUUCUUCACAAGCUGAGGGUUCGGGAGUGUUCCAGCAGCUUCCCUGGCAAUACCAGCAGGUACGAACCAGGAAAAGAGGCACGGAGUAUCAGCCCAAGAACAUCAAACGCAAAAGAACCCACGGCUGGAUCAAGAGGCUCCGCUCACGGGGAGGCAUCGAAGUGCUUCUGCGCCGCAUGAUAAAGGGACGGAAAUCGCUGUCACAUUGAACAUUCCUGCUGGAAAACAAGACUUUCCAGAAACAGACAUUGGUUCAGAAAUGUUGGAAGUGCUCAGUGUGCAGCAAAGAACAUGUGUAUUGGGUUAAAUGUUUGUACUGGGUGUGGUUUGGGUUUGGAGGUCCCACACUAUUAAUACUGAGAGAAGAAAAGUAGCCUCUGGCAGAGGAGAUGCAUUUACCAUAAGGGAAAAGAGACCCGGUAGUUUCACAUGUCCACCCUACAACUUUGAUGUAAAUCAUUAAAUGUCAGCAGUGUUUCAUCAGCGUGAAAUAAUUUGUUUC